Molecule: messenger RNA, 1059 nt
Organism: Rotaria sp. Silwood2
Lineage: Eukaryota; Metazoa; Rotifera; Eurotatoria; Philodinida; Philodinidae
Source: the annotation of a GenBank genome assembly
AUGAGUGAUAAGAUAAUUGCUGCUGAUCAACUUGCUUUCAUAUUGAAUAAAUAUUCGUUAGGUGAAUUGGCAUCGCCCAUCGAACGAUUAACAAAUGGAUGGACAAAUUUAACACUCAGAUUUAGUACAAAACCUGAUGGAAAACUCUAUAUUCUUCGUGAAUAUCUUCCAGGAACACUAAGAAAAAUAUCUUUGGAAAAUAUUAAAUUUGAAUUAGAUUUUAUUGCUUAUCUGUUCAAUGAGCUUAAUCUUCCUGUGGCACCUAUGAUUGAUCCACCUGGAAUUUUUGCACAUAAUAAUGAAAACUAUUGUGUUCUUUUUCCAUUUAUUCAUGGAAUUAAAUAUUUAGAUACACCUGAAACACCUGUUCGUCAAUUAUGGCAAACAUUAGAAAUUAGUCAGUUUCUUGGUCGAAUGCAUUCAAAUAUUAAAACGAAAAAAUUCAAACUCGUUUCAUCAAAUCGAUGUGCGGUUAAUUUUAUUAAUGUUAAAUAUGAACUUGUUCAUUCAUGUGAAGAAUUUGAAGAAGAAUAUCCAGAUUUAUAUAAACGAAUACGCCUGAUAACUGAUCUGCAUACGAAAUCAAUUCCUUUAAUUAGUGAUGAAGACGAGCAAGAUAUUUUUGAAAAAAAUCUCGUAAAAAAUUUGCCUAUUGGUUAUAUUCAUGCUGAUAUUCAUGAUGACAAUGUUCUCUUUUCUGCAAACGAAAACAAACUUGCUGCUGUACUUGAUUUUGAUGACAUGUAUGUCGGUCCAUUAUUAAUUGAUUUAGCUUUAACCUUAUGUUUAUGGUGUGGAGUUGGAUCAAUAUUUAAUUUUGAAUAUGCAAGAGAAUUUUUAUUUACUUAUCAAAAUGCAAGAGAAAUGUUAUUAACAGAUGAUGAAUGGAAUUUAUUAGAAACCUUUUGUUAUUUGACUAUAUUUAAUCAAAUAUUAUUUGUCAUUGAAGCUGAGCAAUUUGCAAAACCAAUUGAGAAUAUGAUAAAUGAAUUGCUUUUGCCCAUUGAACAUAUUGCAAAAGAAAAUAUGUUUUUAGCAAAAGUUCGACAAAUAAAAUGA